Molecule: messenger RNA, 647 nt
Organism: Astyanax mexicanus (Mexican tetra)
Lineage: Eukaryota; Metazoa; Chordata; Actinopteri; Characiformes; Acestrorhamphidae
Gene: rpp14
Product: ribonuclease P/MRP 14 subunit
Exons: 6
Coding region: 194-568 (124 amino acids)
Biological process (GO): tRNA 5'-leader removal
Cellular component (GO): ribonuclease P complex
Source: RefSeq, a predicted model, not a curated record
GAAGAAGAAAUCCGCUCUUGAAAACAUUAGAAGCUACAGGAGUCACAUGGCGAUAAGGACGUGCUGCGUGAGACUGUCUUUAGUCGGUAAAUAGCUGUAUUUAGUAUUGUAAUAUUCGUACAUUUAAAAGUGCACUACGGUUAGUUUUGAAUGAGUCUCUUCAGUGGAGUUUCCAAAGGAUCAUUCAGAUAUUAUGGAGAAGAAACCUACACCUUAUGAGCGUGUUGUGUGCAAAAACACCUCUCUGUAUCAUUAUAUGAAGAUCAACUUAGUUUUUGACAGUAGAAACAAAAGUCUGAGUGCAGAACAGUUCAAGCAGUUGAUCAUCACUGGACUGAAAGACCUGUAUGGGGAGGUUGGAGCUGCGUUCCCUUUUGACGUGCUGACGUUCAACCAGACUGAGCUGUCUGCCAUUCUUCGUGUGUACCACAGCAGUUUGGUGAAACUGUGGAGUGCAAUUACCUUGAUUGGAUCGUAUGAAAGUGUAUCGUGUGCAUUUAGAGUUACUCAGGUUUCUCCAUUUUUAUUAGCUCUAUCUGGAAACAGUCGUGAGAUGGAAGUCUUCUAGCUGAGUUCUAAAAUGAUUCUGUGAAGAUCAUCUGCUCCAGUAUUAACCAGCCGAAAUGAGUUUUGCAAUUAAAGGCAAC